Phragmites australis (common reed) is the source of this 1709-nucleotide messenger RNA. RefSeq lists its product as uncharacterized. The transcript has 8 exons. Gene Ontology annotation, cellular component: membrane. Lineage: Eukaryota; Viridiplantae; Streptophyta; Magnoliopsida; Poales; Poaceae. The coding region runs from base 458 to 1204 and encodes 248 amino acids. Gene Ontology annotation, biological process: protein ubiquitination. The record is from RefSeq and is a predicted model, not a curated record. Gene Ontology annotation, molecular function: ubiquitin-protein transferase activity; zinc ion binding.
CACCAGCACGAACACGGCGCGAGCUGGAAGUAACAGAGCAGCGCGCCGUCCGCCGUCGACAACGAGGGAGGCGAUCGGGCAGCCGUGAGGCGGCGGCUGACGGCGAGGGGGGCGGACCGAGCGACGCCGUCGGAUUCGGAUCCGACGCGCGUCAGGCCGACCAACCUGCCCCCGCCCAGGCCGAGGCGACAGAAGAGAGGAGCGGCGCGCCGCGUUUGACCCGUCGCGGGCGCUGACGUUUUCCACAUUUCCUGAGGGGAAAAAAGAAGAAGAAAUCGCGUGUUAUUUAGACCAAUCCGAAGGUGGAACCGAGCGGAAAUUCGAGCAGGAGGAAGGGGGAAAAAAGCUCGGAAAUUUCACUCUCCCAGACGUGCGACGACCGGAAGGAGAGAGCGGAGGAGAGGAACCCAUCGCCGUCGCCGGCAAGGAUAUUGAUUUGUGAGAAGGGGCGACUAGAAUGGUGCCGGAAGAAGAGGGAUUUGGGAUGGCUGAGCGCAACCAUGUGGUGGUCGAUGUGGAUGGUUUUGCAAACACCAAGGAUGAUGGGGUUGCCGACAAGCUGUCUGAGGCUGUGAGUGGUUCGGCAGUGUCUGUUGUGUCACCGUCUGCAGCUGUUGAUUUGGCUGAGGAGAGCGGUGGGGAGGAGGAGCCUCUCAUCCAGGCAGCUGAGUGCCGGAUAUGCCAGGAGGAGGACAGCGUCAAGAAUCUUGAGAAGCCAUGUGCUUGCAACGGCAGCCUCAAGUAUGCUCAUCGAGCUUGUGUGCAACGCUGGUGCAAUGAGAAAGGAGAUACUACAUGUGAAAUUUGCCAUGAGGAAUACAAGCCUGGUUACACUGCACCACCUCGUGUUCAACCAGAUGAGACCACCAUAGACAUCAGUGGCGAUUUGAUUAUGGAUUUGCGUGACCCAAGAAUUCUCGCUGUAGCAGCUGCUCAGCACCGUCUUCUUGAGGCAGAGUAUGAUGGUUAUGCUGGUGCUGAUGCUGGUGGUGCUGCAUUCUGCCGUUCUGCUGCACUUAUUUUAAUGGCACUGUUGCUGCUACGGCAUGCAUUGUCUAUCUCAGACAACGAAGGAAACGAUGAUGAUGCUUCUACCAUGUUCUCCCUUUUUCUUCUGCGAGCUGCUGGGUUUCUUCUGCCAUGCUAUAUCAUGGCAUGGAUCUUCAGUAUUAUGCAUCGCCGGCGACAAAGACAGAUAUGCUAAACUGAGCCAAUCGGAGGGGAAAGGGGAAAGGGGGAGGAACUCACCGGUCAGGCGGUUACCACCGGGCACCGGCUUGCGGUCGUGGCUGCAAGAGGUGAGGAGGGGUGCUCGUAGCUGCUCGCCUGUUGCCGCUGCAGGAAGGUCAGGCGCCAGUGCAUGACUGCGUGGUCCAGUCGAGGCAAAGAAUGGAAGCCCGUGUGGCAGUCCUUGUUGGUGGUCGCCGCCAGCACGUGGUUGCGCGGCAUGCCCCCGGGCGCUUGCUGCGGCUUUGGAGAGAGGCGUCUGGGUGUCGAGUGUCGAGAGACAGGGAGAGACCGAGAGGGUCAUGCAUUAGGUCACGGAAGGGACUCUGUCGACUUGGGUUGGCCGUAUCGGAGAUGCAUCGUCCAAGUAUCUAGCACGUAUCCGAUUUUUCUUUUUUCCCCGAUACGUGAUAGAUACGUAUCCUAGCCAUAUUCGUAUUAGAUACCGUAUCCGCUCGAUCAGGGGCAUAUCGGUGUUUUGU